This is a messenger RNA of Aspergillus ochraceoroseus IBT 24754, 1440 nucleotides long. Its product is annotated as DUF3712 domain-containing protein. The record is from RefSeq and is a predicted model, not a curated record. NCBI's taxonomy places the organism in Eukaryota, Fungi, Ascomycota, Eurotiomycetes, Eurotiales, Aspergillaceae. The coding region runs from base 292 to 1440 and encodes 382 amino acids. The transcript has 4 exons. Gene Ontology annotation, cellular component: fungal-type vacuole membrane.
UUGAACUUCUGUCCUGUGUUUCAUCCUGGAGUGGAUCGUGCGCCUGUGAAGUGGCUUUGCCCUAGAUCGACAUCUUUAGUUCAAGCCAUCAUCACCCCGUUGAGUCUUUUCAACCGGCCAGCGAUAUUAGCACUCCGAGGUUUCUUCUGGGGUCUGGCGGAUUUACUCAUUCUUUCUUUCAAUCCUUCCCCUGUCCACUCAAUCAUGGGGUACUGGUAGGCCUUUCCCCGGACGACGUUUGUCUUCACAUGAACAGACUGCCAAAGUGAAUCCUCCGGGCAAUGUCCCACCAUGUUGUCGACCAAUUCCGUGGAUGAAAAGACCCAAGGGUUGGUCUCCAAAGACGACUCGAAAUACGUCCCCGAGAACAGGAGGACCCAGAGCUUCCGACGGCAUUGUGCUCGAUUCUGGUGGUGCUACCUUUUCUCCUCGAUUAUCUUCCUGGCCAUCUUCCUCCCUAUCCUCUUCUUGGUCAUUACUCCCGCCAUCGCUCGGCUGGUGGUCAAUAAGUCUACCCUUUUACUCGUCGAGGCAACCGUUCUCGAACCGCGCGCCGAUUCUAUCUUGCUCGCCAUCACGUCCAAACUGAGCCUCCCGAUUGCGGUACCAGUGCGCAUCGAUCCCAUAACCCUAGAAUUGUUCAACCGAGACCUCCCAGGGAACAACACCUUCGCCAAAGUCAGCAUCAACAGCGCCGCCAUCAAGGGGGAGACCACGUUAAGGGUCCAGGGCCAACACACGCCCCUAAAUGCAGAGCAGUGGGCUCACUAUGUGCACCAAGCAGUGUUCCAGCCGCACGCUCCGUUGUCCGUGCGAGGUUCCACGAACGCUUACCUAGGCAAACUGAAAUCCCAUGUCACCAUCAACAAAGAUAUUCCCCAAAACACUCUCAACUCCUUUGCCGGCUUCUCCAUUGAGAACCCCAAGCUGCUUAUUCCUGCAAGGGAGGAUGGCGUGAACCUAAUCGCCAAUGCGACCCUCCCAAAUCCGUCCGUCAUGAACUUGCAAAUUGGAACCACCGUUUUUGAUCUUAAGAGCAGCGAAUACCUCCUCGGGAACGUCACCAUCGACAAUCUCUACCUGAAACCAGGCAACCACUCGAACCCCAUGACUGGUAUUCUCGAUAUCCACUUCCUUAUUGAGCACCUCACGGGUAUCCUCGGCACUCAAGCAGACUCCCUAAAGGAAGGGCACCUCACUUUCCAGGCCGUCGGCCGGUCUGUGACCUGGGCCGGAGCGGAGGUUCCCUACUACACGGAUGCUAUAAAGGCUCUCACCCUCCAAGCACAAGUGCCGCUGGGUUCGCUCAUCAUCAAUACGCUCCGGGAAAUCAUGGCGCCCAACGGAACGAGUAUAUUUCACAACCUGACCGAUCCUAGCGGACCAACGAACAUCCAGGACAUUCUCGACUCGCUUGACGAGCCGGACGGAAGUCUGUAA